Messenger RNA from Phanerochaete carnosa HHB-10118-sp, 2179 nucleotides. RefSeq lists its product as uncharacterized. Lineage: Eukaryota; Fungi; Basidiomycota; Agaricomycetes; Polyporales; Phanerochaetaceae. The record is from RefSeq and is a predicted model, not a curated record. The coding region runs from base 211 to 1953 and encodes 580 amino acids. The transcript has a single exon.
UACUAUGCAUAGCGCGCAUCGACGAGCUUCACACUUGGAGAGACAACCGUCCGCGUUGAGCAGCCUCCAUGGCAAAGAACGGAUAUCCAACAUUAUACUGCUCCUCUUGCUCCAUUCGUGAGCUCUACGGGUGUCCACCGUGCAGGCCACCUGUCCGAUUUAUACGCCGUUGAGCAUGCACGCAACUUCGCAAUGUGGGGGAGGAUCAAGAUGGCACAGUCGGGAGUCCCUCUCGAGCAACUCUUUGCAUCCGAUGGACCGGGCAAAUCAUUCUCACUUGUCCCAGAACCACGCUCCUCCGUCCCCCUUCAGUGGGCCCACUUCGGUCCUGGUGCCAUACCGAACGCCCUUGCAGACACACCCUGCGCUGCCAUGAACGUCACAGAGCUGCUGGAGCGACUCAACGACGUCCUCGGGACCAGCUACUCACUGAACAAGCCGGGGCUGGAGCAGUGCCUCAAUCACUUUCUCCGUUCCUCACGAGACUUUGGCCAAGUCUACGGUUCUCUACGACCCCACUGGCAGUCCGGCUUCGCUCAGCUGCUCUCCAACCUUACUAAAAAGCGAAACAAGGACGAAGUGAUGCGGCAAAACGUCGUAGAUGGUAGCUAUAUCAGCAACGCGCGAGUGCUCCCACGACGGGUAUGGGACCUCUACAGUAAUCGCGUCCUGCCCUUCUAUGCCAUUAAUCCAAGUCGCGACUGGCUCGAUAUCCCCACGUAUGUCUGGACGGUAUCGCACAGCUGGGUCCAUGAAAGCGCUCGCACCUAUGUCUCGACCCCGAUCAACGACCACGAGUGGCCCGUUCCCACCCCGAGAGACAUCACCCUUGACCACGUCCGAGUCGAGCUCCUUAAUCUCGGUGCUGAGUAUGUCUGGAUGGACGUUCUGUGUCUGAGACAACGGGGACGUCCAGAAGAUGAGGAGCAGAGGAAAGAGGAGUGGAAGCUCGACGUCCCUACCAUCGGUCGCGUCUACUCGUCCCCACCCGUACCGUGCGUCACGUAUUUUAACGGUCUGGGCCUUCCUUUCGACCCGUCUCCAGAAGUAUUGUCUUCCGAUCGCCACUGGUCCAACCGCGUCUGGACGGCGCAAGAGGCCACCAGGUUUUGGUUGCCUGGUGGAACCACCGGGACGGUAUCUGCGGACACGUGGCGUUUCUUCCGAGAUCACCUCCCGCGAUCUAUACCAUCCAAGCACGUACCAUUAUUCGACGCCUUGGCCUUUGGGGUUCCGGCAAUGCGGGGACGUCACUGCACCACAGAGCUCGAUAGGAUUCACGGCCUCGCAUACCUUCUGAACUGCGAGACGCUGCCAAUAUACGACGAAGACAUGUCGCCGGACCGCGCUUGGACCGCGCUUCUCAAGCAUGUGGAUCCACUUUCGCGAUGGCAGAUCGCCUUGCGCCACGUAAUAUGCUGCCCGGACGACAUCUCGCUGUUCCCUUCGUGGCAGGUCCUGAUGCAAUACGAGCAACCCGAGCGUGUCACUCAUACCUCGAGGCCUGACCACGGGGCGCUACUGAGUGUUCUGGACAAUUCGUGCCUUCAAAUGACUGAGCCAGGGAUCUACUUCCAUAAGGCCGUUCCAAUGUAUGGGCCCGUUGACAUCGAUCGCCAGGGGAAGAAAGACGAGUCCGGCCAUGAGACACUCAAGCUCCAAUCUCGAGGCGCAAGCGGCCGUCUCUCUUGCUAUGAGAUAGAAGAUUGCAGGGUUGGCGGUACGGUUCUACGAGGCGUAAAGUACGUCAUCUUGAAGCUCACCUGGGUGGUCUGGCUUGUUGCGGAGGUGACUGGAGAGCGGCAAGUCGGGGGUGAGUCAGCGCUGGAGGUGGUCAAGCGAGGAUGUAUAUCUGUUCCGUCGAACCAGCUCACACUCCCUCCAUGGUAUAACAAGUGUGUUGUGUAUAUCUCAGAGGAGGAAUACCAACAGAGGAAACGGGUAGCUAGCUGACUAUGCGAAGCCCUCUGCCACUGUGGCGAUUAUAUGUACAACAACGCUACAUCUGUCCACUGGUUUAGUAUGUAGUCACUGCAGAAAUUUCACAUGGUACUGAGACAUUACAUGCGCUAGUGACUCAUAGGUAUCCUAUUAACUGCGCACUAUGGUCACAGCGACUGUCAAAAGGCUUGGACUCCUGCGCCUCUGCUGGCGCUAGUCACGUAGUUACGCGCUAUAU